GCGAGCGCUCUCCCCGGAUUGACAGCUGGUUCCCUCCCGGUGUAGCCGUUAGCUCAGCUCCAGCACCUCCACUACCGGCUGUUUGAAUGGUUUAGCGGCGGAAAGCGGAGCAGGACUGGGAUGCGAGUGCUUUAAAAAUUCAGCGACGCUUCACUCAAAGAAACACGGAAGCCCUGCUGCUCCGAGUGAAAUAAAGGUGAGACGCUGAGUGAGCGAAGGAGCGAGUGAAGGAAAAAGAGAGAGAGAGAGAAGCCAUGGAGCAGCAGAGGCAGAGAGCCCUCUCCACGUCAGGAGAAUCGCUGUACAUUGUUCUGGGAGUCGACAAGAAUGCUACAACAGAGGACAUCAAGAAAUGUUACAGGAAACUGGCAUUAAAGUUUCAUCCAGACAAGAACCCCGACAAUCCAGAAGCAGCAGAAAAGUUUAAAGAAAUCAACAACGCCCACUCCAUCCUGAGCGAUGCCACCAAGAAGAACAUCUACGACAAAUACGGCUCUCUGGGGCUCUAUGUGGCAGAGCAGUUUGGAGAGGAGAACGUAAACACCUACUUCGUUCUGUCCAGCUGGUGGGCUAAGGCCUUGUUCGUCUUCUGCUGCUUCGCCACAGGUUGUUAUUUCUGCUGUUGUCUUUGCUGCUGCUGUAACUGCUGCUGCGGGAAAUGUAAACCUCGGCCGCCAAUGGACCAGGAGCCUGAGUUCUAUGUGUCCCCCGAGGACCUGGAGGCCCAGAUGACCGCUGACGAGAGAGAUGGCUGUGAGCCCAUCGUGAUGCAGCCGUCCUCAGCCACAGAAACCACCCAGCUCACCUCUGAUGCCCACCAAAGCUACAGGACCGACACAUACUAAACAAAAACAUUCAGUUCACAUGUUCAGUUAACCAAACACAUCGGCUCCACCACAGUAACAGGACUGAUGCACACGUUAAAUACACUCUCUACAGCUCUCUGGCCAGUUUAUCCCCACUCAUUUACUAGCUUUAAUUUAUUAGAAACACAGACAAACCAGCAGAUUCUUCAUACCGUGAUGCUUGUUUUUAAUUACUUUUAUUUUAAAAAUUGCUCCAGAGCAAAGGGAGAGGGAGGGAGAAAAAUGAAGAAGGAAAAAGUUUUAUGAUAAAAAUUCUUUUGACACUUUUUAGACAGAAUGAGGACAAAACACGACUGAACUGUUGUUACCUCAAACACAGGGUUCAGAGAGAGUGUUUUUGUUACCCAGAGUAAGAAUUCAAUGAAAAUGUGACAGAUCAGAUCACUUAAGGAGGAGAAACUUCAACUAAAGCAGACAUUCAAAAGCAGCACAGAAGUGGUAUAAGGGCAGAGUCAGAAUCUGCACCAUAUCUAAGCAUGUUUGACCCUCAAAAUCCAGUUUGACCAGUGUGAGGACUCCACACCAGGCUGGAACACGGUACACUUCUGUAGCCUUGGCACAGAUGGAAAAGGUGUUCUUCAGGAUGGUACGAUUUCUCACUAGUAGACAUGGCAUAUAAUUAAUACAGCCUUACCUCUCAACUAUCAUUUUAAACAAUGACGAUGUUUUUUAAAUUUAGUUUAGUUUUUGUUAAAUUUCUCAUCUUCCAAAUCACAGAGAAAAGAAACAAACAGAGGAAGAACUAGUAAAAACAAACCAGAAAGACGACACUUUAGCUGAUUUUAGGCCAGUUUUCCCCUGCCACAAUUAUGAGGGUUUGUACUGAUUCGAGGCUUCCAUCCAUCCAUUUUCUACACCACUUAUCCCAUUUGGGAUCACUGGAGCUAGAGCCUAUCCCCCCCAGUUGAGACUGUGAGAAGCAGGGUACACUAUGGCCUGGUCGCCAGUCAAUCGCAGGGCUGACGUUUAGAGACGGAAAACCAGGCACGUUCACACUCACACCUAUGGUCAAUUUAGAGUCACUAAUUAACCUAACGAGCAUAUCUUUGGUGGUGGGAGAAAGCCGGAGUACCCGGAGAGAACUGACACAUGCACGGGGAGAACCUGAAAACUCUGCACAGAAAGGUCCUGGGUGGGACCAUCCUGGCUAAAGUGAACCAGAAACCUUCUUGCUGUGAGGCAACAACACUAACCCCUGCUCCACUGAGCAGCUCCAGUUCAGGGCUUGUUGCAGAUCAUUAUUUUCAUGCUUACUUCUGUGUCUGUAUGAAGGUGAAUAAGGGCCACUCUAUAUAACAGAAAUAAUUUAUUUAUAAAUUUACAAGAUAUAAAACUUUUGAGUUCAUUGAGUUGCAAAUUUACCAGAAAAAAAAACUAAAAUUUUUGUGUUUCAAACAUUGUAGAUUUUGACUCCAUAAACUCCAUUAUAUCAAAUUUAUAAAGUCUUAAAUUUACAUUAUAAAGUUAUGGAUUUAUGAGAAACUAAACUGAAAACAGCGGUUGGGUAGCCCCAGUUUACAGACAUGUGUCCUUUAAGUUCUGAUGAUAAUAAAAAUGUGGUGAUUGUGGGCUAAAAUCACAAACACUUCCUUGUUGCUCUGUCUCAUUAAAGAGAUUUUUCUGUAUUUUUUAAGCUGGGUCAUAUGAGGCACUUGGCAGUAGUAGUGGCACUAUCCUUCAGUGAUUUCAGUGAGUGCUGGCCCUUCAAGACGUACUCGCUGGUCGUAAUGACUAGGAAGCUAGUCUGUACAGCAUAACAGAUGGGUGCAGUUUGUCCAGGGUAUUUAGAGAGUUUUAAGUAAAAAUGUGCCAGGAAACAAUGUUGGCUUGAAUGAAUGCUCUAUUAAAAUACUUUGAAGAAUUAUUUUUCACCCAGAAAACUUCUGUCUGGCACUAUUUUGCAAUGCAUCAUUCGACUAUGUGGUCUUCUGCCACAGUGUUUCGUGAUUUCCUGAUCAGCUGCGCUGCUUGGGCAUGCAGUCUUUGACCGAAAUUUUCAAUGUGUUGGUUUUUUGUUUUUUAAGAUUUAUUUUGUGGCUUUUUAGUGCCUUUAUUUGACAGAGGAGGACAGUGGAUAGAGUCGGAAAUGGGAGAGGGUGGGGAGAGACCUGCAGCAAAGGGCCACAGGCCGGAUUUGAACCCGAGCCGCCUGUGUUCAUGGGUCAUUCUUUCGACCAGUAGGCCAUCUGUGCGCCCAUUUUCAAUAUGUUUAAGCCAAAAUUGUUUUGGGCCUAUUUUACUUAAAACUUACUAAAUUCUGGCGAGAAACUGUACCCUUCUGUUAUGCUGUGUAGACUUGCUUUUUAAAGGAGCAACGCUCACAGAAAUUACUGAAGGGUAGUGCCACUGCUAUUGCCAGGUACCUCAUAUUAGCCAACUUCAAAAAUAGUGCAAUAUCCCUUUAAACAGUAUAAUUUAGUUAAGCUUUCAUUCACAGGACUUUUACAAGGCAUAUAGCUUCAUCUGUUAUGAAAUUCUUCCACAUAAUGGCUGAUUUUUGACUCUUUUAUCUCACAAAUUCUAAGUUUUGAUUCUUGUAAAUUUAUGACUUUUUCACUUAAGUUUUGUACUUUUUAUUUUGAAAAUUUCAGAAGUUUUUAAAAGAUAUUUCUUUUGGCUUGAACAGUGGAUAGUGUUGGAUCAGUAUUGCUCACAUGAACUGUCAGAGGUUGGGGGUAAUGUUAAAUGAAUUAAAUACUGCUAGAUUUACACUGCACAGCGAGUCUACACUGAGUUGAAAACGUACGUAAACAAGCUCAGACCUGGCGUUGGAUUUGAGCGUAUCAUACGUCAAUGCUCAGAUUGAUUAAAGCCGAGCUUGGACAUGUCUGCAAACCCAGAUUUCUGUUGUACCCACGUUUGAUAAAUGAGGGCCAUAGUGUGCAUGAAUUGUGCAGAGCUCUAAAGGAAGGUGCCAAUAAAUCCUGUCAAUGAGUCGAUCCUCCUGCUGUGCAUCUGUACCGGGAUAAGGAUCAUAGUGCAGUCAAUUGUAGUCCAGUGGAACUGCCUAAUCGAGCUGUGACCGUCAUACUGAACGCCUGUGUCAUUUCAUCCUGCAGGGAAACAUUUGUCCAGGCUCUUCUCUCAGCAUGAGGCAGGCUGGAAGUAGGUCAGAGAUCCUUUCUAUAUGUUCAGUGAGGAUAUGAUAGGAGUUGGUGGGGGUUGUUUAUUUGUCCUCAAUGCUCUCAUGUACAUCGCCACAGAGGCCCCUAUCAGUAGGGUAUCACACUUCAACAGGUGCCGCUUUGGCAUCGACUCCUGUUUUCCUCAAUCAUCACUGAAAGAUGGAAGCAUUUCAUGAAGCUAAGUCUGAUCUAACAGGUUGUUUGUGCUGAACUAGACCUCUUUGUUUCUCUCUUCCUCCUCAAACAUAAAUCUGACCCUCCUUAUAUGAAGCCUGGAGCCCGCUGGUUUGUACUGAAAGCUGUUGGAGCCGUUGCACAGUCCUGCAUUAUUAGACACAACAAACCAUCAAUCCAUACUUUAGUGACCUCUCUCUUUCGUCCAGAAGAGCAGACAUAUUUACACUGAUUGAGCCCUUUUUUCUUUGUUUUUAGUUUCCAUUUUUGUUUUGUGAGAAAAUGUUGUACAUGUUGUGUAAACUGAAUGUUUAGAUUUCACUGUAUUUCUUUACCUUUUCCUUCUUUUACUCGUCUCUGUAGGGUUGCUUUUUUUUUCUUAUUUAUGUUGUUAACAAAUGGAGGAUGUUGUUAUCCAAAGUCUUAUUUGUUUGUGUGGCAGCAGUUUUGUAGAAGAUACAAUCAUAGAAACUAAGGAGCAGUUUUCAGCAAUCAGACCCGUUAGAUAGGGUGUUAUUUUACACUAUAAAUCUUUUUUUUUUUUUUUAGUUCUUUAUUUGUCGCACUGAAGUAGCACAAAUGCUCUGUUUUAUUAGGAACUACAGGAGCAUCAUGGGUGUUUGUUUCAACUGUUUUAUACCAAAAACACUUUCAUCGAGCCUAAAAUGCUUAUUUAUUUUCUUUUAAUCCUUUAUUAAAUGCUUUGUUCAUUAUGUAUUUUUACAUAUCAUGAGGAAAAGCAAUGUCUAAAAUGUGUAAGUCACCAAUUUAGAGGGCUGUUUCAGGAAAUCCGCAGGUUUAUAAAAGCUCCAAACAAGCACAGAACAAGCUAAAUAUUGUAAAAUCGUAAACAUUGGCUGUGACCUGUAGAAAAACAGAAUUCUUUUAAGAAGUCAUCACACAGUCUUAUGUACUGGUGCCACCUAUAAUCUGGAUUGUACGCUGAUGCUUUUCUUCAGUCAGGAACACUCUCUUCAUUCAUUUAAUUGAAGAUUAAAGAUGCACCCUUGGUUAGUCAAGCAUCAUACUUUCACUUUCCAGGGAGUGCAUGGCUAGAAACCCCCAUAUGGGUGGAUAUAUUAAUGACAUCCAUCCAUCCAUCCAUCCAUCAUCUUCAGCUUAUCCGAGGUCAGGCCAUGGGGCAGCAGCCUAAGCAGGGAAUCCCAGACUUCCCUUCUCCCAGCCACUUCAUCCAGCUCUUCCCAGGGGAUCCCAAGGCAUUCCCAGGCCAGCCAAAUGACAUGGUCUCUCCAGCGUGUCCUUGGUCUUCCCUGGGGCCUCCUCCCAGUGGGACCUGCCUGGAACAC
Molecule: messenger RNA, 5472 nt
Organism: Cheilinus undulatus (humphead wrasse)
Lineage: Eukaryota; Metazoa; Chordata; Actinopteri; Labriformes; Labridae
Gene: dnajc5ab
Product: DnaJ (Hsp40) homolog, subfamily C, member 5ab
Exons: 5
Coding region: 255-845 (196 amino acids)
Biological process (GO): regulation of synaptic vesicle cycle
Cellular component (GO): intracellular membrane-bounded organelle; membrane; presynapse
Source: RefSeq, a predicted model, not a curated record